Messenger RNA from Bemisia tabaci, 4344 nucleotides. Its product is annotated as glycine dehydrogenase (decarboxylating), mitochondrial. The record is from RefSeq and is a predicted model, not a curated record. Gene Ontology annotation, biological process: glycine decarboxylation via glycine cleavage system. Gene Ontology annotation, cellular component: mitochondrion; glycine cleavage complex. Lineage: Eukaryota; Metazoa; Arthropoda; Insecta; Hemiptera; Aleyrodidae. Gene Ontology annotation, molecular function: glycine binding; glycine dehydrogenase (decarboxylating) activity; pyridoxal phosphate binding.
UACCACCAGAAUUCAGACUUUGUUUCAUUCCGUUUCAUUCCAGCUUCGUGCGCCUAAGACGUAUCAAGAAGUGCGAAAAACACGCCUCUUUUGAUAUAAAUACCAAUUUAAUUCCGUAAAAUCACUGAACACUAUCAUACGGGCACCUCUGAUUAUUGUUCACUAGCCGUUUUUCAGUAGUUGUUACGUCUUCCGUUUCUUAUCACAAUGCUGCGGAGAAAUGCUGUGCACCAUUUUACUUGCCUCCAAAAAUUUAGAGCAGUUCAAAAAAUGGGGUUGAAAAAUUGUCAUCCUCUAUCAACAAAAUCAAAUCUGCAGUCUACGGCCGAAAACAACGAAUCGCACGAUGAAAAAUGGAAAACUAUUUUCUGCAGAAGUGAUUUAUUCCCAGAGAGACACAUCGGGCCACGACGAGAUGAACAGCAAGAAAUGCUCUCAAUCCUGGGAUUUCGAACUCUGGAUGACUUGAUAGACAAAGCAAUCCCUCUUGGCAUCCGAUACGAUAAGGAACUAGAUAUAGCUGCACCAGUUGGGGAAACUGAACUAAUUGAAAAAGCUCAAGCAAUUGCUGAGAAAAAUGAUGUUUGGAGAAGUUUCAUUGGCAUGGGUUAUUACAACUGCUUUACGCCUCACACAAUUUUACGGAAUGUAUUCGAGAAUCCAGGAUGGACCACUCAGUACACUCCUUAUCAGCCGGAGGUUGCACAAGGCCGCCUAGAAAGCUUACUCAACUACCAAACUAUGAUCUGCGACCUCACUGGAAUGGACUUGUCGAAUGCGUCUCUCCUUGAUGAAGGAACUGCAGCUGCUGAAGCGCUGACCGUUUGCCACCGGUACAACAAAAGGAAGCAGUUGUUGGUAUCAAGCAAUGUCCACCCUCAAACUAUCGAUGUGGUUAAGACAAGAGCCAAAUCAUUCGGUCUAGAUGUUACUGUUGCAGACGUUGCCUCAGUCAGUCUCGAUAGCAAACAAUAUUCUGGUGUACUGUUGCAAUAUCCUGAUACCAAUGGCGAUCUAACAGAUUAUUCCGAUUUUGUUAAAAUUGCUCAUUCCAAUGAGGUUUUAGUCGUUUGUGCCACUGAUCUCUUAGCUCUCACAUUGAUCAAGCCUCCAAGUACUUUUGGUGCGGAUAUCUGUAUAGGAAACAGCCAACGUUUUGGAGUGCCCAUGGGAUAUGGUGGCCCUCAUGCAGGGUUUUUCGCCUGUAAAAAGUCACUCGUGAGACUCAUGCCCGGCCGCAUGGUCGGCAUUACAAGUAUUUUGUUUCUGUUAUUUAGGGACAUGGAUGGUAAUUUAGCCUACAGGCUUGCCUUGCAAACAAGAGAACAGCAUAUACGCAGAGAUAGAGCAACAAGUAACAUUUGCACCGCACAAGCGUUGUUGGCUAACAUUUCCGCAAUGUAUGCUAUUUAUCAUGGCCCUGAAGGCUUGACAAAUAUUGCAAAGUGCAUUCACCGCCUGACGCUUACUCUCGCUGAGGGUCUGAAGCAAAGAGGAAAUGACGUAAAAAAUGAUCACUAUUUUGAUACAAUCAGAGUCAACCCUAUCGGAUCUCUUGAGAGUGUCAUAACGAGAGCCACUGAAAAGAGAAUUAACCUACGAUACUUUCCAGACAAAACGGUGGGUAUUUCAAUUGAUGAAACAACCUCGGUUGAAGAUAUCGAUGAUCUCCUCUACAUAUUUGGUAGCAGUGAGUCUGCUAAGAAUAUUGUGCUUUCAUGUAACUUAGAAUCAGUCAGCAUAGAAGAGUCAAAGUUCAAAAGAAUUUCAAAAUUCAUGACGAAUCCUGUCUUCAAUACGUAUCAUUCAGAAACUAAAAUGGUGCGCUACAUGAAGAGUCUGGAAAAUAAAGACAUAUCUCUGGUUCAUUCUAUGAUACCUCUAGGCUCUUGCACCAUGAAAUUGAAUAGCACAACUGAAAUGAUGCCUUGUAGUAUCAAGGAAUUUUCAAACCUUCAUCCCUUUAUUCCCAAAAAUCAAACCAAAGGCUACGAAGAACUUUUUCAGGAAUUGGAAAACGAUCUUUGUGCAAUCACUGGUUAUGACAAGAUAUCCUUUCAGCCAAACAGUGGUGCACAAGGAGAAUAUGCUGGCCUUCGUGCAAUUCAACAAUAUCAUGAAUCGAGGAAUGAAGCUCAAAGAAAAAUUUGUCUGAUACCUGUCUCCGCUCAUGGUACAAAUCCAGCCUCGGCUAUAAUGGCUGGAAUGAAAGUGGAACCAAUUAAUGUCACUUCGGAGGGUCGUAUCGAUCUGGCGCACUUGAAGCAUAAGGUGAAUGAACACACAGAAAAUUUAUCGUGUUUGAUGAUAACAUAUCCGUCUACUUUUGGAAUAUUUGAAGAAACUGUUGCGGAUGUUUGUGACCUAAUCCACAGUCAUGGCGGUCAGGUCUAUCUGGAUGGUGCAAAUAUGAAUGCUCAAGUAGGUCUUUGCCGGCCUGGUGAUUUCGGAUCAGAUGUAUCUCAUUUAAAUUUACACAAGACUUUCUGCAUUCCCCAUGGAGGAGGCGGACCGGGAGUUGGUCCCAUAGGAGUAAAAAAACACUUGGCACCAUUCCUUCCAAAACAUUCGAUUGUAACCUUUGGAGAUGAUUUCCUCUAUCAUAGUGAAGGUGGACAUAAUGCAGUUAGUGCUGCGCCCUAUGGAUCUGCUGCCAUUCUGCCGAUAUCUUGGGCUUAUAUCAAGAUGAUGGGUCCGAAAGGAUUGCGCAAGGCAACACAGGUAGCUAUUUUAAAUGCCAACUACAUGUGCAAGUUAUUAGAGGCACACUACAAGGUAUUAUUCAAAGGAUUUGAAUCAAAUCUGGUCGCCCAUGAAUUCAUUCUUGAUGUCCGGGAAUUUAAGAGGACUGCCAAUAUUGAGGCUGUCGACAUUGCUAAACGUCUCAUGGAUUACGGAUUCCAUGCUCCAACAAUGUCAUGGCCCGUCGCUGGAACUUUGAUGAUCGAACCAACUGAAUCAGAGGAUAAAGAAGAGAUGGACAGAUUUUGUGAAGCUCUCAUCCGUAUCCGUCAAGAAAUAAGAAGUAUAGAGAAUGGAAAACUAGAUAGUAAAAUAAAUCCUCUGAAAAUGGCUCCACACACUCAAAAUCAAGUGGCAGAAGAUAACUGGAAUAGGCCUUAUUCUAGAAAAGAAGCUGUUUUCCCAAUGCCAUCAAUCCUAUCAGGGACGAAAAUAUGGCCACGAGUUGGAAGAAUUGAUGAUACUUAUGGUGAUACAAAUUUGGUUUGCACUUGCCCUCCAAUUUUACCCGAAUGCGCUGUUUAAUGAUAAGAGCUGGGUUUGUGAUUAUCUACAUAUUUUUAAAUCAUUGAUUCCAAAUGUUCCUGCGAGAACCUUGUAGAAAAUUGCCGGAUACUCAAUGGGUCUGUUGCGCGCAAAAGAUACAGCCAACUGCAUAUUCUUUUGAAAGGUAAAUUCACAUGAAAAUCACGUUGGGGACAUCGAAAAAGUCUGAAACUCACUCCUUCGGGCAAUCUGCGUAGUUUGUAACACGCUUUUUCAAAUUUACCACGUAUGCAAACAGUUUUUCUCGGUGGUCAGCAGUUAGGUUUCCGCGGAGAGAAACCUAACCUGAACAAUAUCGCCAACUGUUAUAAACUCUCCUUGUGUAAGAUUUUAAUUGAUUCAAAGUUUUUGUUUUCGCAAAAUAAAGUAGGAGAAAGGGAACAAACUUUUGAAAAGGAUUGAAAUUACAUGACAGAAAAAGUUAGUAAAAUCGUUUGUUUCCUUAGGUCACAACUUUCACGCCUCUGCCCGUGCAAACCUGGUCGGUGAUGACUGAGAAAAACUGCCCGCAGACGCGGGAAAGUUGAAAAAGCGUGUUACUAACUACGUAGAUUGCGCGCAAAGGAACGGAUUUCAGACUACUUUGUCGUACCCAAAGUGAUUUUCGUGCGAUUUUACCUGAUUAGUGUAUCUUAAUUCGGCUGUAUCUUUUGUGUGCAACGGACUCAUCGCACAUUUUUGUUAUCUUGAAAAUUCUACUUCUCUACAGCGAUGACAAAAUUUUAAGUACGUUGCUGUAAGUGAACAGUGGAGGGUUUCGUCAGAGAAGAAGGGGAGACAAACUCUUCAGGUAUGUCUAUGUGCUGGUUAUUUUUAAAUCCGUGUUUAGUUAAGAAAAAGAAAAACAAAGAAAAGCAAAUGGAAACAAACAGAUUAUCAAGAGAAUGGGGGUUACUGAAACCCAGUUAAAUGUUUGUAUGCAACUCACUUAACUGGCUUACUUUUUGUUGAACAUGCAUUUCUAAUAUAUCUUUUUGAUUUUUAAAACUGUAGAGAAAGUUUUGUGUGGAUAAAAGGUUGCAUGGAAAUUAAAUAAUAAGAAAUUUUUCUUUUUUU